GGAUGUAGGCAUGGCUGGCUGAGAAGAUGCAGUCAUUGUAAUGGAAGCAGCAUCUCCUGAAAACACCAUCUCCAUUGUAAAUCUGCAUCUCUUUCGAAAGCUCGGUGAUUUUAAACUGGAAGCAACAUGAAGACUGGAGACAUUCUACUGGGGGUUUUCCAAGUGAUUUUGAUAACGCUGUACGUCGGUAAGAUACGCGGCCAGACACCAUCUACAGCCCCUCCCUCCACGGGUUUCCCUGGAUCAACAGUGACCCAAACACUGAUGCCUGCUGGGGAAGAAAACAUAACCUCGACGGUAGCAACAUCGACAACGAUGGCGACAUCAGUUGAUAAUGGGACCAUUACAGGAGACAAUAAUACAACAGAUGGACCAAUUAAUAAUAUGACAACUGUUGAAGUUUCGACUUUGCCUCCAAUGUCAAACAUGAGCGUAGACAACAUCACUUCAACACUGCCACCGACUGGCAUGGAAAAUUCAACUUCGACGUCAGACAUUGGAAAUUCAACUUCGACGCCAGACAUGGGAAAUUUAACUUCGACACCAGACAUGGGAAAUUCAACUUCGACACCAGAUAUUGGAAAUUCAACUUCGACACCAGAUAUUGGAAAUUCAACUUCGACACCAGAUAUUAGAAAUUCAACUUCGACACCAGAUAUGGGAAAUUCAACUUCGACUCCAGACAUGGGAAAUUCGACUUCGACGCCAGACAUGGGAAAUUCAACUUCGACAUCAGACCUGGGGAAUUCAACUUCAACGCCAGAUAUUGGAAACUCGACUGCGACGCUGGACGUAACAAUUACGGCCUCGCCAACAACCAACGCAAUUAAUUCAACUUCACCUUUAAAUAUUGAAAAUAUGACAGCGUCAACAGAUUCUAACAUGACGACGUCAGAGUACGUGAUGGUGACGAUGACGUCUGAAUAUAUGACUAAUGUGACUGAUGAUUCGAACGUUACGGACAUCACGAAUUCAAUCGAUACUGCAAAGGCAGAAAGUAACGAUUCAAAUAGUGCAAGUACAGGGAGUUUAACAACGUUGUUUUCUACAAUCAUGUCAACGGAGGAGUCCCAGAAGACAGAAUUCGAUGAUACAAGAAAGAGAAGUGGACCAAGUAUACCAGUUGCACUGUACAUGAGCAUCUCAGUUAUUUUGGCACUAUGUGUUGUAUUACUACUGGGUAUCAUUGCGCACGUGUGUGCCUCUAUGCGAAACAGGCCGACCUCUUACAACAUCUCGAGCCGUGUGAACGGUCAUCACAACCCAGCGUUUGACAGCGGUGAAGUCGCCGACGAUGACGAAGAUAAUCCAGUUAAGGGUAUAAUGCGAGAACCGAUAGUGGACAUCGAGUCGGGGUUAUACAGUGACAACGAGCGAACUCCGUUAUGAUUGAGGAUUUUAAAAGUCUACAGAGAGCCGAAGAAUGACCUUUCUGACAAUAAGUGAAAAAAGUUUAAUAGAAGCUUGCCAAAAUCGAAUAAUUUCUAUGAUUACAUACAUUCCGAAUGAUUGAGGUAUGUGCACAGCUUUUAUUGAAUGAAUAAUUUCACUUCACUAAUUUCAGAACUGACGUUAUUAUAUUUCUCGUGGUUCGGGGAAACAAACUUUUUAUUCAAACAUAUUUUAGUGCACUUGGUUCAUACAUAGGGUCACAUACUUUGAAAUGAAAUUAUCAUUAUGAUAAACACUUUGAUUUCGUCUAACUGUUAGUUCAGAUUUUGAAAAAAGUUUUAAUUUACCGAACCUCAUAGAGGCUUGGAUUUAUAGUGUCACCACUCCGUUAUCUCGAACAAUGGUUCAUCAUGUCAAUGCUCACAAAAGCUUCGGCUCUUGGGCAGUACUUUAAGAAUAAAUAUUAUUGAAUUAAUGUCCAUUAGGUCACGGUACAAUAUUAUGGUUUACAAAACCAUAACCCUAAUCCAUUAUACCCGAAAUAGUUUGCGUACUUCCUCCAAAGUAGAGAAGAAAUUAUCUCUCAACGUCCGACAAGCUCUCCAAAUAAACUGAUAAGCAACCCCCCCCCUCAUUAGUCGCUGGUGCUAAAUAAAUUAGGAUUCGUGUUAUAUUGAGUUAUGUAAAUAGAAUUAUGCGUUGUGUGAUCAUUGUCUUAUCAAUGGAAAGCUAUUAACGCUUUAUAUGUGCCUUGAUUAGCUCUCGAUUACGAGUAUAAGCUAGAUUGUGUUCAUUUUGUUAAGUACAUGAUGACGGAAAUAUUCAAUUUAGUCAUUUUUCUUUUUUUAGAUCUCACUGCACUUUUCAACCAAGCUGUAAAUCGAACAACGUCAUCCUUAGAAUUGUGU
This is a messenger RNA of Lytechinus variegatus (green sea urchin), 2300 nucleotides long. RefSeq names its product coagulation factor V-like. Bases 127 to 1389 code for a protein of 420 amino acids. The transcript has 6 exons. NCBI's taxonomy places the organism in Eukaryota, Metazoa, Echinodermata, Echinoidea, Temnopleuroida, Toxopneustidae. The record is from RefSeq and is a predicted model, not a curated record.